Molecule: messenger RNA, 9660 nt
Organism: Arvicola amphibius (Eurasian water vole)
Lineage: Eukaryota; Metazoa; Chordata; Mammalia; Rodentia; Cricetidae
Gene: Cep290
Product: centrosomal protein 290
Biological process (GO): camera-type eye development; kidney development
Source: RefSeq, a predicted model, not a curated record
AGCGACUGCCACAGGUUGCAAGGCUGGGUUUAGGAGCUGAAAGGCGGCGAAAGAAUUCAAGAUGCCACCCAACAUAAACUGGAAAGAGUUAAUCAAGGUUGACCCAGAUGACCUACCACGCCAAGAAGAGCUGGCAGAUAAUUUAUUGGUGUCCUUAUCCAAGGUGGAAGUCAACGAACUAAAAGAUGAAGAACAAGAAAAUGUGAUACAUCUAUUCAGAAUUACUCAGUCACUAAUGAAGAUGAAAGCUCAGGAAGUCGAGCUAGCUUUGGAAGAAGUCGAAAAGGCUGGAGAAGAACAAGCAAAAUUUGAAAAUCAAUUAAAGACAAAAGUAAUGAAACUGGAAAAUGAAUUGGAGAUGGCUCAGCAUUCUGCAGGUGGACGUGAUACUCGGUUUUUACGUGAUGAAAUUCGCCAACUUGAAAAACAAUUGGAACAGAAAGAUAGAGAAUUAGAGGAUAUGGAAAAAGAGCUCGAUAAAGAGAAGAAAGUUAAUGAACAAUUGGCUCUUCGAAACGAGGAGGCAGAAAAUGAAAACAGCAAAUUAAGAAGAGAGAAUGAACAGCUUCGUCAGGACAUUAUUGACUACCAGAAACAAAUAGAUUCACAAAAAGAGUCACUUCUCUCAAGGAGAGGAGAAGACAGCGACUACCGAUCACAGCUGUCUAAAAAGAACUACGAACUUGUUCAAUAUUUGGAUGAAAUUCAGACUUUAACGGAAGCUAAUGAGAAAAUUGAAGUUCAGAACCAAGAGAUGAGAAGAAAUCUAGAAGAGUCUGUCCAGGAGAUGGAGAAGAUGACUGAUGAGUACAACAGGAUGAAGGCUCUCGUGCACCAGACCGACACUGCUAUGGACCAGAUAAAGAAGGAGAACGAGCACUAUCGACUUCAAGUGCGAGAGCUCACAGAUCUUCUGAAAGCAAAAGAUGAAGAGGAUGACCCAGUCAUGAUGGCUGUCAGUGCAAAAGUGGAAGAAUGGAAGUUAAUUUUAUCUUCUAAAGAUGAUGAAAUCAUUGAAUAUCAGCAAAUGUUGCAUAAUCUGAGAGAGAAACUUAAAAAUGCCCAACUUGAUGCUGAUAAAAGUAACAUUAUGGCUCUGAAACAGGGUAUCCAGGAACGAGACAGUCAAAUUAAGAUGCUUACUGAACAGGUAGAACAGUAUACGAAAGAAAUGGAAAAAAAUACUUUUAUUAUUGAAGAUUUGAAAAAUGAGAUCAAGAAAGACAAAGGUACUUCAAACUUUCAUCAACAGACUCAUUAUAUGAAGAUUCACUCAAAAGUACAAAGUCUAGAAGAGAAGGCCAGAGAGGCUGAGAGAAUCGCCGACCUGGCUGAGGCUGAUGCCAGGGAGAAGGAUAAAGACUUGGCUGAGGCUUUGAAGAGAUUAAGAGAUUAUGAAUCUGGUGUAUAUGGCUUAGAAGAUGCUGUUAUUGAAAUAAAGAAUUGUAAAGCCCAAAUUAAAAUAAGAGAUGGAGAGAUUGAAGUAUUAACCAAGGAAAUCAAUAAACUCGAGAUGAAGAUCAAUGAUGUCCUUGAUGAAAACGAAGCCCUUAGAGAACAGGCUGGCCUUGAACCAAUGACAAUGAUUGAUUUGACUGAAUUUAGAAACAGUAAACGCUUAAAACAGCAGCAGUACAGAGCUGAAAACCAGAUACUUUUGAAAGAGAUUGAAAGUCUCGAGGAAGAACGACUCGAUUUGAAAAGAAAAAUUCGUCAAAUGGCUCAAGAAAGAGGAAAAAGGAAUGCAGCUUCAGGAUUAUCCAUGGAGGACUCGAACCUAACUGAAAAGUUUUCUCAGGAAGAUAAAAUAGGAGAAAGACAACUAAAUUUUAUGAGCCUCAAAAGCAUGAAUGAAACACAAUCAAAGAAUGAAUUUCUUUCAAGAGAACUAAUUGAAAAGGAAAGAGACUUAGAAAGAAGUAGGACAGUAAUUGCUAAAUUUCAGAAUAAAUUAAAAGAAUUAGUUGAAGAAAAUAAGCAACUUGAAGAAGGCAUGAAAGAAAUUUUGCAAGCUAUUAAGGACAUGCAGAAGGACCCUGAUGUGAAAGGAGGUGAAACAUCUCUAAUCAUCCCAAGUCUGGAAAGACUGGUUAAUGCUAUAGAAUCAAAGAAUGCAGAAGGAAUCUUUGAUGCCAGUUUGCAUUUGAAAGCCCAAGUUGAUCAACUUACAGGAAGGAAUGAAGAAUUAAGGCAAGAACUCAGGGAAUCUCGGAAAGAAACUAUAAAUUAUUCACAGCAGUUGUUAAAAGCAAACUUAAAGAUUGAUCAUCUUGAGAAAGAGACUGAUCUUCUCCGCCAGUCUGCAGGAGCUAAUGUAGUUUACAGAGGUGUAGACUUGCCUGAUGGGAUAGCACCGUCUAGUGCCCAUAUCAUCAAUUCCCAGAAUGAAUACUUAAUACAUCUUCUGCAGGAUCUGGACAAUAAAGAAAAGAAGUUAAAACAUUUAGAAGAUUCUCUUGAAGAUUAUAACAGAAAAUUUGCAGUAAUUCGUCAUCAACAAAGUUUAUUAUAUAAAGAAUAUCUAAGUGAAAAGGAGACUUGGAAAACAGAGUCUGAGACAACAAAAGAGGAGAAGAGAAAACUUGAGGAGCAAGUCCAGCAGGAUGCUGUGAGAGUGAAGGAGUACAAUAAUCUGCUCAGUGCCCUUCAGAUGGAUUCCAAUGAGAUGAAGAAAAUGCUUUCGGAAAACAGUAGGAAAAUCACCGUUUUGCAAGUGAAUGAGAAGUCCCUCAUAAGGCAGUAUACAACCCUAGUAGAAAUGGAGCGGCAGCUUAGAAAAGAAAACGGGAAGCACAAGAAUGACUUAGUGUCAAUGGAAGCUGAAGUUACUGAAAAAAUUGGAAGUUUGCAAAGAUUUAAGGAAAUGGCUACCUUCAAAAUUGCAGCUCUCCAGAAAGUUGUAGAUAAUAGUGUCUCUUUGUCUGAACUUGAACUUGCCAAUAAACAAUACAAUGAACUAACUGCUAAGUACAGGGACAUACUGCAGAAAGAUAACAUGCUUGUUCAGAGAACAAGUAACUUAGAACACCUGGAGUGUGAAAAUGCAUCUUUAAAAGAACAAAUGGACGCCAUAAGUAAAGAGCUGGAGAUUACAAAGGAGAAGCUGCACACCAUUGAACAAGCCUGGGAACAAGAAACUAAAUUAGGUAAGAAUGAAUCAAACAUGGAUAGCAAGAAAUCAAUGACAAAUAGUGACAUUGUUUCUAUUUCCAAAAUAACUGUGUUGGAGAUGAAGGAAUUAAAUGAAAGGCAGAGAGCUGAACACUGUCAGAAAAUGUAUGAACACCUGAGGACCUCAGUAAAACACAUGGAAGAACGGGAAUUUUUGAAUUGGAAACAAAUUCACUGACUUACCAAAAUCCACCUGGAUGCCCAGAAGGUGGAGCAGAUGCUGAGAGACGAACUAGCUGAAAGUGUGAGCAAGGCCGUGAGCGAGGCUGAUAGACAGCGCAUUCUCGAGUUAGAGAAGAAGGAGGUGGAGCUCAAAGUUGAAGUGUCUAAACUGAGAGAGAUUUCUGAUAUUGCCAAAAGACAAGUUGAGUUUUUGAAUACGCAGCAACAGUCCAGGGAAAAGGAAGUGGAAUCCCUCAGAAUGCAGCUUCUGGACUACCAGGCACAAUCUGAUGAAAAGGCGCUAAUUGCCAAACUGCACCAACAUGUUGUCGCUCUUCAGAGGAGUGAGGCCACUGCUCUUGGUAAAUUGGAGUCGGUUACAUCUAAACUCCAGAAAGUGGAGGCCUACAAUUUGCGCCUAGAGCAGAAACUGGAUGAGAAAGAGCAGACUCUCUACUACGCUCGCCUGGAAGGCAGAAACAGAGCAAAACACCUGCGCCAAACCAUUCAGUCUCUGCGAAGACAGUUCAGUGGUGCCUUACCCCUGGCCCAGCAGGAAAAGUUCUCAAAAACGAUGAUUCAGCUGCAGAAUGACAAAUUGAAGAUAAUGCAAGAAAUGAAAAGUUCUCAACAAGAGCACAGGAAUAUGGAAAACAAAACACUGGAGAUGGAAUUAAAAUUAAAAGGCUUGGAAGAAUUGAUAAGUACUUUAAAGGAUGCCAGGGGAGCCCAAAAGGUAAUCAAUUGGCAUGUCAAAAUAGAAGAGCUUCGCCUUCAAGAACUUAAACUAAACAGAGAACUAGUCAAGGGUAAAGAAGAAAUCAAAUACUUGAAUAAUAUCAUCUCUGAAUAUGAGCAGACCAUCAACAGUCUCGAGGAAGAAAUCGUUCAGCAGAGCAAGUUUCACGAAGAAAGACAAAUGGCUUGGGAUCAAAGAGAAGUUGAGCUGGAACGCCAACUAGACAUUUUUGACCGUCAGCAAAAUGAAAUACUCAGUGCAGCACAAAAGUUUGAAGAGGCUACAGGAUCAAUGCCAGACCCCAACUUGCCCCUUCCAAACCAACUUGAAAUUGCUCUAAGAAAAAUUAAGGAAAAUAUUCGAACAAUUCUUAAAACACAAGCAACUUGCAAGUCACUAGAAGAGAAGCUACAAGAAAAAGAAUCUGCUUUAAUUACGGUUGGCAGAGCAACAUAUUCUGGUCAAGAGACAAAGUAAUCAAUGCAACUCCGGCUCCAGAUGCCUGCCACAGCUUGACUCGAUGAGAAACUGUAUAGACUGAGCUUUGACAGAAAAGAGUGGAAACCAAAAUCCUCAGCACCAACAAUGAAAAUCGCCCAACGACCAUUGCUAACCAUGCAGGCAAGGUUAAAUCAGAAGGAAGAAGUCCUGAAGAAAUACCAGCAUCUUCUGGAAAGAGCCAGAGAGGAGCAAAGAGAAAUUGUUAAGAAGCACGAGGAAGACCUUCAUGUCCUUCAUCAUAAAUUAGAACUACAGGCUGAGAAUUCACUCAAUAAAUUCAAGCAGACUGCCCAGGAUUUACAAACCAGUCCUCCUGGUCCAGUACCCCCAACAAGGCAUUUCAUCCGUCUGGCCGAGAUGGAGCAGACAGUAGCAGAACACAGAUGACUCUCUGGCCUCACUUCUAACAAACUAAAGAAAGUAUCAAACGAUUUGGAAAGACAAAAAGAAAUUACUGAGUUAAAAGUCAGAGAAUUUGAAAACGUCAAAUUACGGCUUCAGGAGAACCAUGCAGGGGAGGUGAAGAAAGCGCAGGGAGAAGUGGAGGACUUAAGGCGUGCUCUUGUCCAAGCACAGAAGGAGGCUCACAGUUUGAAGUCUGAACUCCAGGCUCAGAAAGAAGCAAACUCAAGAGCUCCCACAACCACAAUGAGGAAUCUAGUGGACAGGCUAAAGAGCCAACUGGCCUUGAAGGAGAAGCAACAAAAGGCACUUAGUCGAGCCCUGUUGGAACUCCGGGCCGAAAUGACAGCUGCAGCUGAAGAACGUAUUAUUGCCGUAACUUCUCAGAAAGAGGCAAAUCUCAACGUCCAGCAGGUUGUUGAUCGACAUACGAGAGAGCUAAAAUCACAAAUUGAAGAUUUAAAUGAAAAUCUUUUAAAUUAAAAGAAGCUCUUAAAAACAAGUUAAAAAUAAAGAAAUUCUCUAGCUGACGACUUAAAUGAUUUAAAUAAUGAACUGCAAAAAAAGCAAAAAGCUUAUAAUAAAAUCCUUAGAGAGAAAGAUGGAAUUGAUCAAGAAAAUGACGAACUGAGAAGACAGAUUAAAAGACUGUCCAGUGGGCUACAGAGCAAAUCUCUGCUAGAUAAUAAGCAAAGCUUGAUUGAUGAACUUCAAAAAAAAGUUAAAAAACUGGAAAGCCAACUGGAAAGAAAGAUGGAUGACGUCGACAUAAAACCAGUGAAGGAAAAGAGUGCUAGAGAAGAAUUAAUUAGGUGGGAAGAAGGUAAAAAAUGGCAAACCAAAGUAGAGGGAAUGCGCAGCAAAUUAAAAGAGAAAGAAGGAGAAGUCCACAGUCUAACGAAGCAGCUGAAUACUUUGAAGGAGCUUUUUGCCAAAGCUGAUAAAGAGAAACUUACACUGCAGAAGAAACUGAAAACUACAGGCAUGACUGUUGAUCAGGUUUUAGGAGUGCGAGCCUUGGAGUCGGAGAAAGAGCUGGAAGAGUUAAAAAAGAGGAAUGUGGACUUAGAGAAUGACUUGCUACACUUGAGGACCCACCAAGCUCUUCCACGAGAUUCUGUUGUGGAAGACUUACAUUUACAAAAUAAAUACCUUCAAGAAAAACUUCGUACUUUAGAAAAACAGCUUUCAAAGGAUGCAUAUCCUCAGUCCUUGACUUCAGAAAUAGAGUCAGAUGAUCAUUAUCAAAAGAACAAGAACUGCAGAAAGAAAAACUUGAAGUUGUCAUCUGAAAAUAUUGAGCUGAAAUUUCAAAUUGAACAAGCAAAUAAAGAUUUGCCAAGACUAAAGAAUCAAGUAAGAGAUUUAAAAGAAAUGUGCGAAUUUCUUAAGAAAGGAAAAAUGGAAGUGGAACGGAAACUUGGUCAGGUCAGAGGGUCUGGUAGAAGUGGAAAGACAAUUCCAGAGCUAGAAAAAACUAUUGGGUUAAUGAAGAAAGUAGUUGAAAAAGUCCAAAGAGAAAAUGAACAAUUGAAAAAAGCAUCAGGAAUAAUGACUAGUGAAAAAAUGACUAACCUUGAAGAAGAAAAUGAAAAAUUAAAGACUGAAUUAGAAAAGCUUAAAGCUCACUUUGGACAUCAGUUGAGUACACAAUAUGAAUCCAAGAACAAAGGCACCGAGAAAAUUGUUGCCGAAAAUGAACGGCUUCGGAAAGAACUUAAGAAAGAAAUGGAAGCUUCCGAGAAACUGCGGAUCGCUAAGCACAGCUUAGAGCUGGUCAAUGACAAGAUGUCAGUUCAACUCGAAGAGAUGGCCAAGAGAUUACAGUUUGCAGAAAAGAGAGGGCCGCAGCUGGAAGGUGCUGACAGCAAGAGCUGGAAGUCAAUUGUGGUUACGAGAAUGUAUGAGACCAAGAUGAAAGAGUUUGAAAGUGAUAUUGCCAAAAAGAAUCAAAGUAUAAUUGACCUUAAACAGCUUGUACGGGAAGCAACAGAGAGAGAACAGAAAGCUAAGAAACACACAGAAGAUCUUGAACAACAGAUUGAGAUGCUCAAAAAUGUUCCUGAAGGUGUGGAGACAGAUGAAGGGCUUAUGCGAGAACUCCAGCGCCUUAGAUUAACCAAUAGUCAGCUGGAUAAAGAAAAGGCUGAAUUAAUCCAUCAGAUAGAAGUUAACAAGGACCAAACUGGAGCUGGAAGCAGCACACCUGAUUCUGAUCAACUAAAGGAAAAGAUAAGUGACCUGGAGACACAGCUCAGAAAGUCAGACCUAGACAAGCAACAUUUGAUGGAGGAAAUUAAAAAGCUGAAAAAAGAACUGGAGAAUUUUGAUCCUUCGUUCUUUGAAGAAAUUGAAGACCUGAAGUACAACUAUAAGGAAGAAGUGAAGAAGAAUAUUCUGUUAGAGGAGAAGUUAAAAAAGCUUUCUGAGCAGUUUGGAUUUGAAUUACCUAGUCCUGUUGCUACUUUUGAACAGACGGAAGAUAGAGAAAGUCCUAAUAAUUUCCCUAUUUAUUAAAGACCACAUUUAACUAUAGAUUUAAAAUUAUUUUGUAAGUUAAAAAAAUUUCAGCUGGAAAUCAAGGAGUCUCUGAACUACAGAAUUCACCUCUUAAAAUACUGUAUUUUUGUUUAAAGUCAUAUUUAGUUUUAACUUGGUAGAAAAGUAUAUUUUUGAAGAUGUGAAUUAUUUAUUGCUAUCCAAUGUACAAUGAGCUAUGAUAUUCCUAUUUUUAUAAUGUCUUAAAUUUUCUAAAAGCAUAAAGAUAAGCUUUUAACAAUUUUACCAUUUAAAAUUGAAGUUUCAGAUGUAAUUAUUUUAUAGUUUUAUGUUAAGAUAUUCAAAUCCUUUGAUUUUGAUAAACAGAUACAUAAAUGUUUAUAAGUUAUAACAUUUUGCCAAAUAGCUAGCAAAAUUAAAUAGAACCUUGAGUUAUUUUAUCUUCUGUAAACAUAGCAGACUCUUCAAUAUUAGAAAACUGCAAUAAUCCCAACUAUAUUUACAUUUUAUACAUCAAAUAUUAUAUCUUUGAGCCUAUCAAAUUUCUGUUUAUCUAUUUUUGAAAACUGACUAAACAAACACUCUUUAUCAAAAGCAUAACCAUAUUUGUUUAGGUUCAUGUUAAUAAUAACUGGUUUGGAGUUCAUGUAAGUAUCAGGAAGAGGCCAGCACAGACCAAGAUGAUGGCGAUGGACCUGUAAGGGGGAGAAGUGUAAACAGAAUAUUAAUCUACCUGUAAAUACUGCUAAUACAGGUACUGUAUGUACUGUAAAUACAGGUACAAUGUAAGGGUCUGCCUUAUAUUAUUCUUAAUUAAAUGUCAUAGCUGUUCUUUUGACAUAGUGCUGUCUAUCUUCACCAUUAGAAUAUGAAUUUUCCUGGAGGCAGAACAUUGUUUUGUUAACUCUGCGAGUACCUGAAAAUGCCAGGAACAUAAUCAGGGGCUCCUCCAAAAUUUAAUAGAUAUAAUAAGUCUGUUGGUGAAUAUAGCAAAAAAAGAAAAAUGUGAGGCAGAGUCUAGCAUUCCCAAAGGGAGUAAGUGGUAGUUGGUUAGGACACUGUUGUGUAGCUGUUUCCUCCACAUGAAAACGUCCCCUCCGGAGGGAGGCUCUUUAAGACUCUCGGUGAGUUUGCAGAGGCGCUACCACAGGACAGCCAGCUACCCAGGAUGCUCAGGGUGUUCCCAGGACACUGCUUUGUGAGUCAGCACUCAAGCUGGGGAGGACUUGAGUGAUUGAUCGUGAUUGAUCCUUAUUGAUCCUCCUUCUUCUGGGUCCUCCGUGCUCCUUGUAAGCAGCUCCUUCCCAGAUUCCUGUUACCCCAACAAAGCUCACUAAGGUCCGCUAAGGAAUCCUUUCUUUGGUCUAUCCUCAGCACAUUAUCUGUGGCAAGUGUUUGUUCAUAGGGUCUACAACACAUGACAGACAUGACAGACAGACAAUUAUGUUUUCAUAGAUGGUAAUGAAAAGCAGUUAGGGGGAGUUAAGAAGGGGCCAUUCCAUGGGAAGGCUCAACAUACCUAGCAGCAUUAUGCAGAAGAAAUAAUGUUCAUUUGUGAAGAAUGAGCACAAUGGGUGAAAUGAACGAUGAAUGCUUUAGGGAGGGCAAUGUAGUAACUCAAGCAGGACGCUUGGCCUAAAUUACAAUGAGCACCUAGCUGAGUGUAAAGAACAGAUUCAGUAGAUUAGACUUCUCAAGAACUGAACACUAGAGGCAUAAAGUAAUGGGAGGAAGGCUUAAAAAUAAUGAGUCCAGGUUUCUAAUUUCAGUGAAUAUGGGGAGCAGGAGUCCUAAGAACAGAUUCAGUUUUGAACAUUAUGAAUUUCAUAUACCAGGGAGAAACAGACAAGUCCAGGGAAAAGGGCACAAAGCAUAAGACAGUUCAUCCUGUGUAAGUUACUACAUUGCACGUUUUUACUGAACUCCCUACUAAGUACAGGAAGUGCUGAGUGAAAGUCGGCUCCGAAUGUCUCGGAGAACACAGUGGGUCACAGGAGCCCCAGGAGGGGAAUGCAUUAUCACUGUAACUCCAAAGCAUAUCCUGGACAGCCAGUGCCCGGCCGAACGCCACCACUGUACACAGUGCUGUCUGCCCCUUCCCAUCAACUCAGUUCUGUUUUAGCCCAUAAGAAUUAUAGGGAAUUAUACUAACUGCAGGCCAGAACGGAUAAAGUCUAUCCAGAGUC